Messenger RNA from Acanthisitta chloris (rifleman), 1288 nucleotides. It is a transcript of the gene DNAJC5, whose product is annotated as DnaJ (Hsp40) homolog, subfamily C, member 5. Gene Ontology annotation, cellular component: membrane; intracellular membrane-bounded organelle; presynapse. Bases 34 to 630 code for a protein of 198 amino acids. Lineage: Eukaryota; Metazoa; Chordata; Aves; Passeriformes; Acanthisittidae. Gene Ontology annotation, biological process: regulation of synaptic vesicle cycle. The transcript is spliced from 4 exons. The record is from RefSeq and is a predicted model, not a curated record.
CAGUGGCCAGUUGUCUCCUCAGGUUAGCUCAAGAUGGCAGACCAGAGGCAACGCUCGCUCUCUACCUCUGGGGAAUCCUUAUACCACGUGCUGGGGCUGGACAAGAAUGCCACUUCAGAUGACAUCAAAAAGUCAUACAGGAAACUGGCAUUGAAAUAUCAUCCUGAUAAAAACCCUGAUAACCCAGAGGCAGCAGAAAAGUUUAAAGAGAUCAAUAAUGCCCACGCGAUAUUGACUGAUGCCACAAAGAGGAACAUUUACGAUAAGUAUGGGUCUCUGGGGCUCUAUGUAGCAGAGCAGUUUGGUGAAGAAAAUGUGAACACAUACUUCGUGCUGUCCAGCUGGUGGGCAAAGGCCUUGUUUGUGUUCUGUGGGCUCAUCACAGGCUGCUACUGCUGCUGCUGUCUGUGCUGCUGCUGUAAUUGUUGCUGUGGGAAGUGUAAACCGAAACCUCCCGAAGGUGAAGAGCAGGAAUUCUACGUCUCUCCAGAGGACUUGGAGGCACAGUUGCAGUCAGAUGAAAGGGAGGCCUCAGACGCACCUAUUGUGAUACAGCCAGCAUCAGCCACAGAGACAACCCAGCUCACAGCUGACUCUCACCCCAGCUACCACACUGAUGGAUUUAAUUAAGUUAAGGAAACACUGUCAUUAGAAUGGAUUAAAAAAAAAAAUACAUGGCCAACUCAACACUAGAACCAUGAACAUUAGAAGUAGAGAAUGGGGAGGGGGAAUAAUUCUGCCACAGUAAGGAGGCAGCUUUCCAACCUGCCGGAAAUAUUUUGUAAUCCCUUCAGCCUUUUGUCACCUUUCAGUGUCGUAUCGCGAUGAUACGUGAAGUGCUGUAGCAUGCAGUAUUUAAAGCAGUUUAGCUACGGUCUUAUUUGUUUCCUUUCUUUGAGGGUUUUUUUCCUGUUUUGUUUUUUUUUUGUUUCUCUUUUUUUAUAGCAUGUAUGGAGUUCUGUUAAAUGUCUGUGGUGUAAUGUAUUGAGUUGUCACAAUAUCAGUGCGAUGGAGACAUUCUGCAUUUUUAAGCAGCAGUACUGGCCUAAAAAUGAGGUUUAAAAAGUGUCACAGAAGCCACUGUUCUUCUGUACAGCUGAGCUGUCGAAGACCUUUCAAAGUUGAUGAUUUUCAUUUGAGUGCAACAAACCAAUUCUUUCAUUCCUCCUAUUCCCACGUUGUUACCUAAGCAAGUUUACAAAGCCAAGAACCAAAAAAAAAAAAAGCCAGUCCUGCAGAGCUGAAGUCCUCUCUAAUGCUGGUUUUCAGCCUAAAUAAAUCUACCUUG